Molecule: messenger RNA, 3334 nt
Organism: Wyeomyia smithii (pitcher-plant mosquito)
Lineage: Eukaryota; Metazoa; Arthropoda; Insecta; Diptera; Culicidae
Exons: 13
Coding region: 299-3178 (959 amino acids)
Cellular component (GO): membrane
Source: RefSeq, a predicted model, not a curated record
UAAUCGAAUCGUAUAUAAUUCAGUUCCUUUGUGGCCGUGGUUGAGUCGAGAAGUACGGUUUUCGAGCUGUAAUCCGUCUCCGGUUCGCUACAUCCAGCAGGGCAACGAAAGAACUCUGUCCGUUAAUCUAUUUCCUGGAAGGAUAACUCGGAAGGAAUCAAAGGAUCAACGGAAAGAGCUGAGUGCGAUAAUUGUUUUGAUUAGUGACAGUUUGGCAAUUUGCUGAACUGGGAUUGAGUGAGUAGUUGAAAUUCGUACGAUCGUCGACGUACUAGUGUGAAGUGAGUGUAAGGACGAAAUGGGAACGGACAGUGAAAAGCCGGCGAAAGCCAGCGCCGAAGAGAUUGGAACUAACACCGCGGGCUUGGACGGCAUGGAGGAACUCACUAAGUGGGACAAGUUUUGCAUGCGCCAUGGAAUCAACCCCAACCUGAUUAUGCUGAAAGUUACGCUGUUUGUGAUGUAUGGAGCUACGUCGUCGCUGUUGCCCUACCUUACCAUCCACAUGCAGAGUACCGGCCUGACGGUGGAGGAAAUUGCAAUCAUCUACCUGGCGUUGCCCUUCACCACCUUCCUCAGCCCGCCGAUCACCGGCUUCCUGGUGGACAAGUUUGGUCGCUACAAGCCGGUUGUUAUUAUGAGUCUGCUGUUAAAUGCCUUAUUUCACCAUUCGUUGAUGUUGAUCCCACAGCAGGAAAUACCGGGCAAGCUACCGGAAGCUUACGUGAUGAGGCACCCGGAGACAGGAAAUGUGGAGGUUUGGUGGUCGCCUUGUCCGAGUCGCGAGUGUCCGGAAGAGGAAGAAAUUGAUGUCGUGGUGGAUCAGUGUCUGGAUCAUUGUUUACUGUUCGAGCAGAAUCCUAAAAUUGAAGUCGUCUCCCCGCCAACCUUUGCUCCCAUAUUACCGCCUGUUGAUGUGGGUGAUAAGGACGACCUUGAACUGGUUAUCAACAAAAAAAUCAAUCGGAAGAACAAGACGAUGGAUGCUCUUAGUAGUUCAACUAUAAGUCCAAGCACUACGGAAUCAUAUCUAGAUAGACAGAUAAUAAUACACGAGCCCGAUUCGGACGAAAGUGAGGAAAGCUGGGUAAUUGCGGGAAGCGGCGAUUCGGCGUUCUUCGUUCUGGAUAUGCAUCCCGAUUUGGGGGAACCAAUAGAACAGCUGGGAAUGGAGAUCGAACACGAUGACAACGAGACGGUAACGGAUUUCAAGACCAGAUUCGGGGUCAAGCUGCUUUGGAAGCAGGGUGUUAACGUGACGGCCUUGGAAGAGGAAGAUUUACGCUGUGGUGGUUUGGUGCUUUCUUCGAACAUGACACUGAACAGUAAUCAGCGGCUUAGUGAAUUGGCGGCGGAUUGCAUGGUCCAGCGAUGUCAUUUCCGUAAGAACGGACCGGACAUUUGUCCGCCCGAUUAUAAGGAAAGUGACAACAAAGUGUUUUGGAUUUAUUUUGGCUUGCGUUUAUUGGCGACUACAAUGUUAUCUGCGGGUGUGACGAUCAUGGAUCCGAUUGCGCUUACGAUGAUUGAGAAAUACGGCGGAGAUUUUGGACGGGAGCGUUUGUUUUCUAGUAUAGGAAUGGCCAUUUUUUCUCCCAUCACUGGCAUCAUGAUCGAUUUCUUCUCCAAAGACUUAGGCUAUACAGAUUAUUCGGCAGCUUUUUAUACGUACGAUAUACUGCUGAUAAUCUCUUCGAUAUCUGUAUUCUUGAUGCCAUUGGGAGAGAAGCUUCCUGCGGAUAAUGUAUUCAAGGAUCUGCUGAACUUGCUCAAGCUGAAGCAUGUUAUUAUCUUCAUUUGGUUCUUGUUUUUGUUGGGUAAUUUCUGGGGUUUCAUUGAAAGCUUUCUGUUCUUAUACUUGAAGGAGUUGGGAGCUCCCAACUAUUUGUUAGGAAUAACUAUAACUGUUGGAACGGUUAGCAGUAUUCCGUUCCUGUACGGCGCAGGACGUAUCACCAAGAUAGUCGGCCAUGUAAAUUUGAUAGUGAUUGCUUUUAUUGCUCAUGCUUGCCGUCUUGUGGGAUACUCCUUGAUUGAAAAUGCCUGGUGGUGCUUUCCCUUUGAAGCUAUGGAGGCACUCUCCUGCCAUCUUAUGUGGGUUGCCGCGGCUACUUAUUGCGCAUUGCUGGCACCCAAAAAUCUUCUUGCUACUUUGAUUGGUGUCCUUGGAAUGGCUCAUUUCAGCUUGGGUCGUGGAAGUGGAUCGUUUUUCGGUGGUUUCCUGAUUGGUGAAGUUGGCACAAGAGAAGCUUUCCGGUAUAUGGGUCUCGUGGCCGUAGCUGGUGGUUUGGCAUACAAAUUUAUUCACGCGAUUUGGCUGAGAAAGUACGACAAUCCUGACCUCGACGACGAUGCCGCCGAGAACGGCGAAGCGGACAAACUAACCGACACCAAGGACAGUGACGAGCCCAAAACGAAAGACCAGGGCACGUCCAUGUCGCAGGAACGGCUCUCGCUGAUGAUCAAGUACAACCAAAUCGGUUCACUAACGUCGCUGCCUCGGGGCUCCCGGGGUGAUGUUAACGACUCAUUGUCAAGAAGACGCAGCAGUUACAACAUAGAAUUCGUCCGAGUACCCAAGGGUGGAGGCAGUGCAUCCAAGGUUGACCUGCUUAAAUCGGCUCUGGAGAUUAACCACAAAGUAUCGCAACCGCAUCUCCGAAAAGAGGGCAAAGCUUCGGAUCAGUCACUAAACUCGAAGCGGGCCGACAGCGCACCGAGAUUGAAUCCUUCCAAGAACAUCUCCCAGCCGGCGCUCAGUGCUGUGGUCGAUGAGGCAGGAGCCCCGUUCGUACUAAGCCGACACAGGAAGAAGCAUCAUCAAAGUGGUAUACUGGUUAUCAAGGUUACUAAUCAGGAUGGUGAAGUUGAUUUGAGAAACUUCCUGCGGGAAACGGAUCGCCGCGAUUCGAUUACCGAAGCCGAUCUGGACCAACUCAAGGCAGAGUUAACCGCUCAGACGCGUUCCCAUGUGCUGAACGAUAUUCCGGAACGUCCAGUAGAUCCAAGUGAUUUAGUCGGAUUUGGUUCACAGGUUACUAGUACUGUUCCGCAAAGCGUUCCAAUUCCUCCGAAACCGGAUCAAGAGACAACCAGUAGUACGCCUGACAGCAAUGGAGUGGGACAUCUCGAAGAGACCAGUAUAACAAACAAUGGGAAGAGUUCUAACGAAACUUGAGAGUUUAUGCAGUUGCAGUUUAUAAACAAGUAAAAUCAUAGUUCCAAUAGAUAUUAACACUUCAAGUGAAAGAAUUUGUUAAGACGAAUUUCCCAACAAUCCAUGCGGUUGUAGGUUUUCCAAUGUUUUGUUAAUAAAUAAACAUAGAAAGUAUGA